GUGGGGGCGGUCAGACCUGCGCAUCUGUACAGGCAGCGGACGAGGAAAGGGAGAAGCAGAGAGUCGAGCAGGACGUGAGGACGCGAGGAGUACCGCAAUGGACGAAUCGACAUUGGAACGGGAAACGGCAGAGGACAGGGCGACGCAGGGGCAGAUCGACGAGGCAUGGUAGAGACGGUCCGGUCCAGGAGACGCGACGCAUCGCCCCAACAUGGAGGCGCAGAGGCAGUAGCAUGCGUUAGAGGAGAGCGUUUCAUUGUAGCGUAGCAGCCGCAGCAUCCGUCCGUUCACCCUGAUCGGAGAGGCGAAGACAGGAGGCGACAUGGGCUCACAGGUUGUGCAAACCCUGCGACAGGGAGUCUGGGCAUCUCUGACCGGGGGCUGGUACCACGACCCGGACCAGAACAAAUUCAACAACUCCUGCCACCUCUAUCUGUGGAUAUUUCUCCUGAUGCUGCCCCUGUCUCUCCAUCUGGCUCUGCCCCCGACCACCAUGGCUUUGAGCAUCUACUGCACCUCCAUCACGGUCUUCUUCAUCCUCAUCAAGCUCGCCAACUACCGGCUGCACCUGAUGUUCGACGAAGGCGAGGCGGUGGUCCGCUGCAGCCUCUCCGACCUCAGCAAGGCCCCGGAGAAGAAAAGCAACGCCUCAGACUCCUGCCUUCCUGCUACCAUCAGGAAGAGCAGCACCGUCCCCGACAGUGUUGCCAUGACAACGUUGGCUCGGAAGCGCCACAGUCCUGUGAUCCAGGUGACGGUAAAACAGACGGAAACCGACCCGGGACUAAUUGGAGUGGACUGUUCAAGGUCGGAGGAGGUCAAGACCUCGGAAGGUACAGGUCAGUGUGAGACGGUUGUAGAGGCAAGACGCGUGGAGGGGGGCAUGCAACCCAGCCCGUCGCCCUCUCCAGAUGACCUCUCCAGCCCCGAUCCCAACCAGGCCGCCCCCCUGCUGCAGGCCCAGCAGAGGUCCCCAGCCCACGCUGCAAAGGACGACGCCCGGCCCGUGUCUGCCGCUGGAACAGGGAACGCGGACGCGGGAACCACAGAAGACGGAACCGACGUCAAGAUCUCGUUGCCGGGGACCGGCGGAGAGGACGGAGCGGCAGAGACGGACUCAGAGCCGCGAAGGGCGGAGGAGAAGGACCGUGAGGAUACAGAGGCGGCAGACGGGGAAGCAGCCGAUGAAGGCCUGCCUCCCUCCAAAGGAAGCGGCGAUGAGAGCGAGGACGAAAGCGCGGGGCAAAGUGAGCGCUCAGAUGCCACCAUCAACCCACUGGACACUCCCCAGGAUGACUUAAUUGACAUCCCAGUCCUCACAGAACAGGGGGAGACGUACUGCUCCGAUGAGAUUGAAGUGGUUCUGGUGGACAACUCUGGCCCGGGGCCCGUCUCAGCUCACCUGGACGACAGCGACACAGUGAAGAUCAUCAUCACCAUGAACUGUGACCCUCAGACCGCCGCUCAGCUGGAGGAGAGCGUCAAGCAGAGCCUCCUGGAGAACGCACAGGCUUCAGGAGAGUGUCACAUCAAGAUCCCCGUCAUCACCUUUGACUCCCCUGAGGAGGAGAAGCAGGAGGUGGAGGAGCCUGGCGAAGCGUCUGGCUUUGAGGAAGACCCCGCCCCGAACCCGCGUCUGCCCACGAGCCAAAGUGAAGAGUUUCACCUGUGCAGAGAAACGACCGAGUCGACCACGCUGGAGUGUCCCGGUCCAGAACCGGCGCUGCCCAACGACAGCACGCUGAGCCCUCAGCUGACGAACGACAACAGCUCGUCAGGUAUCGACGUCCACUCCCACCGCGACGACACAGAUCCGCUGGAUCCCAACGUGGAUCCACAAGGCUUCCUGCGCAUCCCGCCCGCUCUGGGCCGAUACGGGCCCGGGGGACGGACCCACAUCCGGGGCCUGAGCAUGGACAGUGGAAAGGACGCCGUGCUGCUGUCAGACCGCUCGCACAACACGACCACCAUGACCACGUCCAAAUCGGACCUGGAGGCGAAGGAGGGCCAGACUCCCAACGAGUCCAGCUUCUUGGAGUUUGUGUCCUUGCUGGGGUCCCUCAGCACCAGAGCGAGCGGGAGCAGCGCGCAGGACGAGGAGCGGCCCGAGGCGGCAGCAGCCGAGGGCGGGUCCCAGCAGGGGGAGAACCCGAGUGCGACCUGCGAUGAAAGCAUAACAGAGAGCAGCGCCGGCACCAAACCCGAGAGGCCCAAACCACCCACCAGCCUGCUCGCUGACAAGCCGCAGCCUCCACCACCCACACAUAUCCCGAUAGUGUCUCCUGACAGUCCGCAGACAGACAGGGAGAAGGAGCCAGACUACGACUCGCUGCCCUCGCAGACGUCGCAGUCGGAGAGCUCCAUGCUGCAGGUCAUCUGCAGACCAGAGGCCACCAACAAAGAAGAGGCCUACACCUUCCACACUGUGCACAGAGACCGGCCUCGCAAGCUGUACGCGGAGAGAGCUCUGAACCUGCCACUAGGAGCCGAGCUGAUCACAGGCAACAUGUGCGACCUGCUGUCCACGUCUUCCAACUCGGAGUGUCAGGACGCCGUGGCAGCGGGCCACUCGGACUGCCCCUUCCAGCGCCGCAUCAUCCCGGCCCACAGGCUUCGGCCGCGGAGGACGCACCCCGAGAUCUUCCAGGAGGAGGACUCACUGGACGAGUCAUCAGAGACGUCCACUCAGGGGAAGCCGUCGAGGAAGAUUUAUUACAAGCUCAGACUAUUUCCUGGGAGGUGGAUCAAUAUUUUAUACGACCGACUCACCCUGCUCGCCCUGUUGGACAGGAACCAGGAUGUUCUGGAGAACCUGGCUGCAGUCUUCAUGGCCUUCCUGGUUUCAUUCCUGGGUUUUGUGCUUCUGAACCACGGCUGCUUCAAAGACUUCUGGGUCUUCCAGUUCUGCCUGGUCAUCGCCAGCUGCCAGUACUCUUUACUAAAGAGUGUUCAACCAGAUGCAGCUUCACCCACACAUGGCCACAACCAGCUGGUGGCCUACAGCCGCGCGGCCUACUUCUGCAUCUGCUGCGCCCUGAUCUGGCUGCUGGAGCAGCUGCUGCGGCACAACGACCUGCCCGUGUCCAGCCUGUACGGCGUCACCAUCGCGUGCCGCGACGCGCUGCGCUUCUCACGAGACGUCCUAGUGGGCUUCACCUACUGCUUCCCUGUCACCUUCCUCGUGGGCCUUUUCCCUCAGAUCAACACCUUCACCAUCUACCUGCUGGAGCAGAUCGACAUCCACUUCUUUGGAGGAACUGCUGCAACCAGUCUCAUCUCUGCCGUCUACAGCAUCCUACGCAGUGUGACCGCUCUGUCUCUGCUCUACGGCUUCUGCUUCGGCGCCCUCAAGGAGCCGUGGGACGAGCAGCACACGCCCGCUCUGUUUUCCGGCUUCUGUGGCCUCCUGGUGGUCUUCUCCUUCCACCUCAGCCGACAGAGCAGCGACCCCUCGACUCUGCUAUCACUGAUCAAGUCGAGGGUUAUGCCUGCUUUGGCAGAGAGUGAAGAAGAAGAGGAGGAAGGUACAGACAUUAAAGAUCCACUUCCUGAGAAACUGCAAAAUUCCAUGAAGGAGAUUCUGCUGUCGGACGUGGUCGUGUGCUCCGUCGCCUACAUCCUAACCUUCGCCAUAACUGCCAGCACCGUGUUUCUCUCACUCAAGCCCUUCGUGACCAUCGUGCUGUACGCUCUGGCGGCGACGGUGGGCUUUGUCACCCACUACCUCAUCCCGCAGCUGCGGAAGCAUCACCCCUGGCUGUGGAUCUCACACCCCGUCCUCAAGACCAAGGAGUACUACCAGUUCGAGCCCCGAGAGGACGCGGUGCUGAUGUGGUUCGAGCGACUCUACGUGGGGCUCCUGUGCUUCGAGAAGUACGUGGUGUACCCCGCCAUCGUGCUGAGCGCGCUCACCAACGACGGCUUCGCCCUGAGCCACCGCAAGAAGCUGGGCAUCCACUGCGACGUCCUCCUGACGACCGUCGCCGGGCUGAAACUGCUGCGCUCCUCCUUCUGCGACCCCAGCUUCCAGUUCCUCACUCUGCUCUUCACGCUGGUCUUUUUCCACUUCGACUGCCCCCGAGCCUCGGAGAGCUUCCUGCUGGACUUCUUCAUCAUGUCCAUUGUCUUCCAUAAGAUGCGCGAGCUGUUGCUGAAGCUCAAUUUCAUCCUGGUUUACAUCGCUCCCUGGCAGAUCGCCUGGGGCAGCGCUUUCCAUGCCUUCGCUCAGCCGUUUGCUGUGCCCCACUCAGCCAUGCUGCUGCUCCAGACGCUGCUCACCACCGUCUUCUACACCCCGCUGGCUCCCUUCCUGGGCAGCGCCAUCUUCAUCUCCUCCUACCCGCGGCCCAUCAAGUUCUGGGAGCGAAACUACAACACGAAGCGCAUCGACAACUCCAACAGCAGGCUGGUGUCGCAGGUGGAUAAAGAGACGGGCUGUGACGACAACAACCUGAACUCCAUCUUCUACGAGUACCUGACUCGCUCGCUGCAGCAUUCGCUCUGCGGUGACCUCACGUUGGGCCGAUGGGGCAACUACAGCGCCGGCGACUGUUUCAUCCUGGCUUCUGACUACCUCAAUGCCCUGGUCCACCUCAUUGAAAUCGGAAACGGGCUGGUCACGUUCCAGCUGCGGGGUUUGGAGUUCAGAGGGACCUACUGCCAGCAGCGGGAGGUGGAGGCCAUCACCGAGGGCGUGGAGGAGGACGACGCCUGCUGCUGCUGCGAGCCGGGCCACCUGCCGCACAUGCUGUCCUGCAACGCUGCGUUCAACCUGCGCUGGCUGGCCUGGGAGGUGACGGCCACCAAGUACCUGCUGGAGGGCUACAGCAUCAGCGAGAACAACGCCGCCACCAUGCUGCAGGUGUACGACCUGCGGAAGCUGCUCAUCACCUACUACCUGAAGUGUAUUAUCUACUACCUGGUCCACUCCCCCAAACUGUCCGUUUGGCUCAAGGAUGCGUCCGUCCAGGAUGCUCUGCAGUCCUACACCAAGUGGCACCACAUUGAGCGCGACCCCCAGGUCUUCAGCGUGAAGAUCGAUGAAGACUACGUGCACUGCCUGCAGGGGGUGACGCGUGCCAGCUUCUGCAACGUCUACCUGGAGUGGAUCCAGUACUGUGCUGGGAAGAUGGAGAUGCCUGUGGACAGCGAUGAAGACUCUCCUUUGGUGACGCUGUCCUAUGCUCUGUCUGUCCUGGGAAGACGAUCCCUUGGUACGGCAUCACACAACAUGUCCAACAGCCUGGAAUCAUUUCUGUACGGCUUUAACACCCUGUUUAAAGGAGACUUCCGCAUCGCCACCAAAGACGAGUGGGUGUUCGCCGACCUGGACCUGCUGCAGAAGGUGGUGGCUCCCGCCGUCCGAAUGAGCCUCAAGCUGCAUCAGGACCACUUCACGUGCCUGGAGGAGACGGAGGAGGCGUCCAUCCUGUACGAGGCCAUCGCCAACUACCGCAGCAGCCUGGUGAUCUGCCACGAGAGCGACCCCGCCUGGCGCAAGGCCGUGCUCUCCAGCCGCGACACGCUGCUCACGCUGAGGCACAUGGUCGACGACGGCACCGACGAGUACAAGAUCAUCAUGCUGUACAAGCGCCACCUCAGCUUCAAGGUCAUCAAGAUCAAUAAGGAGUGUGUGCGAGGCCUGUGGGCCGGCCAGCAGCAGGAGCUGGUCUUCCUCCGGAACCGGAACCCGGAGCGCGGCAGCAUCCAGAACUCCAAGCAGGCGCUGAGGAACAUGGUCAACUCGUCCUGCGACCAGCCGCUGGGAUACCCCAUGUACGUGUCGCCGCUCACCACCUCGUACGCGGGAACGCACCGCACGCUGCGCAGCAUCGGCGGCGGAGCGCUGAGCCUGGACGCCAUUCGGUCCUGGCUCUGCUCCAAGUGGUUACGGGUGCGUAAGGACAACCUGACCAGCUGUAACAGCGGUGUGAACAUGGAGGACGUGGACUGCGGUGCCGGUGGUUCGUCCUCUCUGAGCCACAACCGGCCGUCCUCCGUCACCUCCAACAGCCUGAGCCUCUACCAGCACAGAGCCAGAACCACACACAGCCACAGGCACCACAACGCAGCCAGGAGAGAGUAUCGCAGCCGCUCGGUCCAGCCCCAGAGUCAGCGUCCGCCUGUCAGCAGCCAGUCGGGGCCCAUCCUGGAGUCGGGCUCCAACCACGGGCUCGUCCAGCGCCUGUCCAACAGCCAGCUGUCCUUCAACACAUCCAUAGCCUCCAUAUUCAGCCAGGUGCCUCGUCUCUCCGGAGCAGGCGGCGUCGGCUCGCAGCUCCAGGCGGCGCAGCAUCAGCAGCAGUCCAGCCAGGUCUCCUCGUCUUCGUCCACGCUCAGCCUGCUGUUCGGCAAGCGGAGCUUCUCCAGCGGCCUGGUCAUCUCCGGCCUGUCUGCAGCCGAGGGGGGCAACACCACCGACACGCAGUCGUCCUCCAGCGUCAACAUCGCCAUGGGGCCCUCGCACAGGUCCAGCAGCCGGGCCACGCAGUGGACGUCAGAACCCUACGAAAGCGUGGACGCCACCUGCUCCGCGGCCCCCGCCACCGUGAGAGGCGCCACGCAGGCGAGCGAGCGAGAGAAGACGCAGGAGGACUCGGCCGCGACGGAUCCAGAGGCGACGGAGCAAAAGAGCGUCUGAGAGGUUGGGCCGAGCUGAAGCGCGUGCUCACCAACGGCUGGUCGGAUGAAACCGGCCUCCUCUCCUGCCCUCAGCAUGUGGUCUCACUUAGUUGUCUGAAUGUAAACAACGUGAUCUUGGAUGCAGAUGAUGAAUUAAAGACAUUUUUAAGCGA
Messenger RNA from Betta splendens (Siamese fighting fish), 6794 nucleotides. It is a transcript of the gene pcnx2, whose product is annotated as pecanex 2. Bases 323 to 6640 code for a protein of 2105 amino acids. Gene Ontology annotation, cellular component: membrane. The transcript is spliced from 40 exons. Lineage: Eukaryota; Metazoa; Chordata; Actinopteri; Anabantiformes; Osphronemidae. The record is from RefSeq and is a predicted model, not a curated record.